AUGCCGGGAAGAGACGACCUUAUUGCCAAGAUUCGCGACGCCACCAUUGGAGACGACCAUGCCACCUUUGGACCCUUCGGCCCACGCCGCAUCACCUACGCCGACACGGCAGCGUCUGGGCGCGCCGUGGCAUUCAUCGAGGACUUCAUACGCGGUCAAGUUCUUCCACACUACGCAAACACCCACAGCGAGGCUUCGGGAACGGCACGCCAGACGACAAAGUUUCGCGAGGACGCGCGAGCCAUUGUCGCGCGCGAAGUUGGGGCAGGCCCUGACGCAAGCGUCAUCUUUUGUGGCUCAGGCGCCACCGCAGCCAUAGCAAAAGUUAUCGGCUUGCUCGGUCUACGCGCUCCCGACGAUGGCUCGGCCACGUUGCCGACUGAGAAACGCCCCGUAAUCUUCAUCGGGCCGUACGAGCACCAUUCCAACGACAUUGCAUGGCGCGAGACUAUCGCGGAUGUCGUCGUCAUUGCGGAGGACAGUGUCGGCAGCAUUGAUGUCGCGGACCUGGAGAAGCGCCUCAAGGAGUACAAGAACCGGCCUGUCCGCAUCGGCUCAUUCUCCGCGGCGUCCAACGUCACGGGCAUCACGACCGACAUAGAGGCCAUUACGAUGGUUCUCCGAAGACACGGGGCGCUGAGCAUGUUCGACUAUGCUGGCUCGGGGUCGCACGUCCGCAUCACCCUCGGCCAGGCCGACGCACUGUUCAUUUCGCCUCACAAGUUCGCUGGCGGCGUCGGAACCUCCGGCAUCCUCGUGGCUCGCAACAGCCUUAUCCAGAACAGUGUUCCCGUCGUCGCUGGUGGCGGCACAGUUCUGUUUGUGUCACCCACAUUCCACGACUACAGUCGCCACAAGACUGAGCGCGAGGAGGGCGGGACGCCGGGUAUCGUCGAGAACAUCCGCACCGGUCUCGUCUUCCAGCUCAAACCAGCUGUCGGCUACGACCUGAUUCUGCAGCGCGAGGAGGACUUCCUUGAGCGCGCACUCGCAAGCUGGCGCCGCCACUCCAGUAUCGAGAUUCUCGGCCACCCGAACGCCAAGCGCACUGCAAUUAUCUCGUUUCGCAUCGCCUCACAGCACUCGGACCACCUCGCCACCACCAAACAAAGAGGAAAGAAGAGAUACCUGCACUACAAUUUUAUUGUUGCCCUUCUCAACGACCUAUUCGGAAUCCAGGCGAGGGGAGGAUGCUCCUGUGCCGGACCGUAUGGGCACCGGCUUCUCGAGAUCACUCCGACCCUCAGUGACAAGUACCGCCAGGCGUCGGUCAACGACGGCUUUAUGGGCAUCAAGCCGGGAUGGACCCGCGUGUCGCUCUACUACACACUCUCGGAGCGUGCGUUCAGGUACAUUGUGACGGCCGUUGAAAUGAUCGCAACACACGGCUGGCGCCUGCUACCGCAGUACAGCUUCGACCCCAAGUCUGGCAUGUGGACGCACCGUACGCCCGUGGCCCCACCGCUCAGCCUCGACACAAUAAAGUAUGAGGCCGGGCACAUGGUGUACGAGUCACGCUCCCAGCUCAUGCCGGAGUCGGAGCUCGACCGCCACCUGCACGAGGCGGCCCGCAUCUUUGGCGCCGCUGCCUCGUCGCCCCCUGGGGUCCCUGGCGCCCACGUCGCAAACGGCACCCACACGGCCGUCACAUCUGAGCUGUUCGAGGAGCUGCUGUGGUUCGACCUCCCCUCCGAGUGCCUGUGCCCCGAGACACCUGUGGCGGCGCACGACAGGCACGAGUCGGUUUCAUUGUCAAAGGCCACCACCACCCCACUCCCCUGGGCCGCGGGCGCGCUCCCCACGCCACCGCAAUCGCCGCCCCCGCUCCCCGCUGAUACGCCUCGCUCAUUCGACGCAGAGUUCGGCGCCGCCACUACCAGUGGCAGUAUGGAGGGGCCCACGAUCACGAGACGCACUCGGUCCCGGCCGUUGAUUGCCGGCCUUCAAAGCCUCCUUCGUAUCGCCCCGCCCAGCAAGCCCAUUCCGACCACGGCGCCCGUCCAGACUGGCGAGCAGCCCCGGAAGAGACCCCUCCUCGUCAAGGUCUUCAACGGGAAACCCGUGGCUUCACCAAAGCCGGCGACUUAA
This is a messenger RNA of Vanrija pseudolonga, 2088 nucleotides long. It is a transcript of the gene csd, whose product is annotated as putative cysteine desulfurase. The record is from RefSeq and is a predicted model, not a curated record. Bases 1 to 2088 code for a protein of 695 amino acids. The transcript has a single exon. NCBI's taxonomy places the organism in Eukaryota, Fungi, Basidiomycota, Tremellomycetes, Trichosporonales, Trichosporonaceae.